Closterium sp. Yama58-4 is the source of this 1116-nucleotide messenger RNA. Lineage: Eukaryota; Viridiplantae; Streptophyta; Zygnematophyceae; Desmidiales; Closteriaceae. The record is from the annotation of a GenBank genome assembly.
AUGAACCUCCCACCGGACUGCCUGCUGCACAGGGCCUCUACCCUCUUGGCGCAUGACUGGAACCCUCCGCCCCCUGACAUCAACCCGUUGGCUCUCCUGGAAGCGAGCCUCCCAGCUUCGGCGCGAGAGGCACUUGGUCAGUACCGGACGGAGAAACCAGGAACUGGUAACCUCCAGCUCCGCCUGUCCAAGUGCAUCAACCAGCAGCGGGCGAUCGACCUAUUAGGAGACACAGUCAAGGACCGGCCCGGCGCCAGAAGGGGGCACGCGAUCCGGCUGAUCAGUCUGAAGGGGACAGGGGCCGGGGAUUGGCUCCAUUCGGUGCCAACGAGAGCUGACCUUACCAUCUCCCCUGGUCAGUUCUCCUUGGCCCUAGGCCUCCGCCUAGGCAUGGAGCUCCCGGCAGCCGAAGUGUGUCCGUGUAAGCGGGAUGGUGCGACAAUUUCAGACAAGAGCCUCCCUAAUCACCUGCUGCGCUGCCAAGAUGGAGGGGAUGCGGUGAGAACACACAACGCACUGGUGUAUGCGGCGCUGCGCAUGGCGGAUGAGGCAGGAUACAAGGUCUUCCACGAAACAUCAGCCUUCUCACCGCCCAUGCUCAGGAAGAGGGCGGACCUGGCCAUUUGGGAUGAGGAGUCGGGGGAGACCUGGGUGACGGACGUCACGGUGACAGAUCCAGUGCUGCAAAAUAGAGACCCGAGAGCGUACAGGCCGCCUGGCUGGGCGGCAGAGGAGGCGUCACAGCGGAAGCACCGCCUGUACGAGGGGAGACCCAGCUACACGGGCUUCUUUGGCCUAGCUGUUGAGUCCUACGGAGCGAUGGCAGCGGAUACGGCGCAGUUCUUCCGCAUGCUGGCCACCCACGCGGCAAAGAAGAAGUUUAGGCAGGGCCGCCUCACCACCACUGCUGCCCGGCUUAACGCGCACUACCGACAGCGCUGGUCCGUGAUGCUGCAGCGGAGCCAGGCUAUCUCGCUGCUGUCCAAGUCCAACCGGGCAGCUGAGGCGGCGUUCCCACAGGCGGCGGCGGACCCCUGGGCCCCACGGCUGGGGGAAUUAUGGCAGAUGACCCAAGACGAGUAUGAGGAGCGGGAGGCUCCUGCGAGAGCGGCAUAG